UCCUAACAUCGUACCAUCGAAGCCAAUGCCCAAACCCCUAUAUAAAGUUACCGUUCUACUCACUACGUUGAUCUCAACAUCGCGCUCUCAUCAUUAAAUGGGGUUAUCUUGGCCACAAGCACCCCAAUGACCAAGAAAUGAGGCUCCGCAGCUGGGCGUGGAACACGAGCCGCAGUGUUAGAAACUACUCCAAGAAAAUCGCGCCCCGAAAUGUCGAGGCUGAGCGCAGCGAUGCCCCUGGUGUGUUGGCCGAGAAGGACAGGCACCCAGAGGACAGGCAGGAACUAGAUAAUGUUUUUCUCAACCUGGCCCGCAUGCGCAUCCAGCCGCAGGUAGACUCCGCUGCAAAAAGGGUGCACACCUCGGCCGGUGACUUGCCCUUGUCGCCACUCAUGAACCCAGCGUAUCUGGCCGCCAAGAGAAAAUAUCAAAAUGUCGAACCCAAGGCCAAAGUCGAUUACUCAAAACACGGGAAAAUGGAAAAGCAACUCGCUAGAAACCCAUAUGCUUGGGCUUUGGCCGGACCUGUUCGUGAUGAAUGCAUCACCAGAUACAUGCUUCCGCGCUUCUUCCUCCAAGAUUUCGCCUUCAUUAAACACCCCCAGACGAAGCGACCGUGGAUGGUGCCAGUAUCUCUGAUGUCUGAGAGUGACAAAGAUGCAGAGGCUCACGGCGACUUUGAGGAAGCUGCAAGAUUUAAGGCAGCCAGUGACGGCAGUCAUGCUUUGAAGUUGGAUUCAUCUACGGAAGGCUCAUCUCGGCUCAAUACUGAGUGCGACACUGAUCAGCCUGAUGAUGCCUUCACGUCAUCACCUUCUCGUGAUCAUCGUGAAGGUGGCGGCCACAAUCUGGCAGCAGCCAGAAAAGGCAAACCUCGAGGGCUGCCCCGCCCAGCCUCACCAACCGCGCAUGCGCUUUGCCGGUAUGAUGUCUUAAGAAUGAUUUCUCCGUCCGGUGACCGACCUUCCGCCAGAGGCAACCAGUCAUGGCAAUCCAAGCGUUUCAGGGGGAGGAUGGCUUCCAUGGCCAAGAUCGAAGACCCGAACAACGUGGUAUUCCGCGCCGACAUGGACACGUAUGUGCUGAGCCUGAUGCGCGCGCGAACAAUGGAGCAGCUGAUGCACUAUGCCCGCAUCUGCGACGCCCCAGUCAGGCCAAAGAAGUACCUGUUGCGGUGCGAGGGACACUGGGACCAGGUCCAGACGCACACCACCCACCGCGGAUGUGUGCUCUGGAUGGGCGAUUGUGGCAAGAAAAAGGUCAAGAGACCUGGGGAGUUUGAAACAGUGAGGCUCCAAGGCGUCAAGAUCGGCGGGGUCUUACCCGUGCAUGACCUGACCGUCCUGCUGGGGCCGGAGAACGUCAAGAAGCUGCGUAUAGGUUCCAGAAUUUUCAGUGAGGGAUCCACGUUCUUGCUUGGGGGACUACCUUCUACUCGAUUGCAAAUGAAGCUGUGGAAACUCCAGGGUUACCUGGCUUCACACGGAAAAAACGCCUUGAUACGGAGCAUGCCUGUAUACCGGGCCUUAUUUUCCAAAUGACGAGGAAUGAGAGCUGUGCGUGCUAAUAUGUUGGUGUCAAAUCUGUAAGAAUAUAACACAUUUACGAUUUUGACAGUGUUGUAAACAUGUACAAAUAGGUAGACCCGUAACCCAUGUUUCUGUACAAAAGCAUAAAAACAAUACUCAUUUUCGGUCACCAUGAGAAGCCAAUCAAGCCACCUCCCUGUGGGAAGUUGGCCCUAAGUGUACUAUAAGUAAUUAUACCUGUGGUGUGUGCGGG
Messenger RNA from Pyricularia oryzae 70-15, 1782 nucleotides. RefSeq lists its product as uncharacterized. Lineage: Eukaryota; Fungi; Ascomycota; Sordariomycetes; Magnaporthales; Pyriculariaceae. Bases 138 to 1541 code for a protein of 467 amino acids. The record is from RefSeq and is a predicted model, not a curated record. The transcript has 2 exons.